Trematosphaeria pertusa is the source of this 924-nucleotide messenger RNA. RefSeq names its product purine and uridine phosphorylase. Gene Ontology annotation, biological process: nucleoside metabolic process. Gene Ontology annotation, molecular function: catalytic activity. The record is from RefSeq and is a predicted model, not a curated record. The transcript has 2 exons. Lineage: Eukaryota; Fungi; Ascomycota; Dothideomycetes; Pleosporales; Trematosphaeriaceae. Bases 1 to 924 code for a protein of 307 amino acids.
AUGUCUAAUCAGAACGACAACUACACCGUUGGCUGGAUCUGCGCGAUCGAACCCGAGUACCUUGCCGCAGAGCUGUGUCUCGACGAAACGCACCCUCGCAUGACAUGUCGCCUGUCGCCGAACGACACCAACAUAUACGUUCUCGGCAAGAUCGGUGACCACAAUGUCGUCAUUGCCUGCUUGCCAAAUGGGUCAUAUGGCACGAUAUCUGCAGCAAACGUCGCUACGAAUAUGCUGCGGAGCUUCCCCAACGUCAGAAUCGGCCUGAUGGUCGGCCUCGGUGGCGGUGCCCCAACUCCUGAUAGUGAUAUCCGGCUGGGCGAUAUUGUGAAUACAGGGUUCGUAAAUCGGCCGCCAACAAUCCUGCUGAACGCGGUGAUGAAACUCAGGGUCGACUACAGGAGGAGACCCGGCAGCCUCGAAAAGGCCAUUGACCACAUUCUCGAGAAGGAGGAAGAAGAGCUACGGGAAGACCUCGGCCGGCCAGACCCGAGCACCGACAUUCUAUACCGAAGUAAUUUCGUCCAUCCUGAAAAUAGCAAAAAGGCUUGCGUGGAAGCAUGUGGCAUGGAUCUCUCAACCUUGGUACCACCACGGCCAGAACGUAAACGACCACGGAGCCCAAUGGUUCACUACGGUUUGAUUGCUUCGGGAAACCAGUUGAUGAAAGAUGCUUUUUAUCGGGAUGAACUUGCGGAGAAAUGGCAGAUUCUCUGUUUUGAGAUGGAGGCAGCAGGACUGAUGAAUGACUUUCCCUGUUUAGUUGUUCGUGGCAUAUGUGACUACUCGGACUCGCAUAAGAACAAAGAAUGGCAAGCAUAUGCGGCGAUGGCAGCCGCCGCAUAUGCGAAGGAUCUUCUGUAUACAAUCCCUCCAAGCGGAGUUGAGGAUGAGAAGAAGAUCAGCGAGGUUCUAUCUGGUUAG